GUUGGUAUAAAUAUCUCCUCUGUUCCAAAGCUUGGUCCAUGUGUAAGGGCGUCUGUUCAAGAGGAUUUCCUACACAUGCAUCCUAAGAAGACCCUGGCUCAAUUGCACGAUACUCCUGAGGAUGGAACAUUUGUCGUAUAUGCGACUUUUAAUGGCUUUGUGGAUGGCGAGGAUUGUUGGUAUCCGGCUUGCAAAUGCCAUCGGAGCGUUGCUCCUGAUUCCGAAGCGUACUAUUGUAAGGGAUGUGUCAAGAACGUUUUUCAGAUGGUGCCUAGGUAUAGGGUUAAGAUUAAUGUGAGUGAUGCAACCAGCGUGGCAGUGUUUGUUAUGUUUGCUGGUGAUGUCCAGAAUAUACUGAACUUGUCCUGUAGUUCUCUUGUGUCUGCCUCAAAGGUAUGUUCAUGUUUGUUGUGGCUCCUUUUAUGUAUUUUUCCAUAUCGGUUGUUACAGUUGCCUGUGUAUUAUUUUUCAGUUUUUUGA
Medicago truncatula (barrel medic) is the source of this 480-nucleotide messenger RNA. RefSeq lists its product as uncharacterized. Lineage: Eukaryota; Viridiplantae; Streptophyta; Magnoliopsida; Fabales; Fabaceae. The transcript is spliced from 2 exons. The record is from RefSeq and is a predicted model, not a curated record. Bases 76 to 480 code for a protein of 134 amino acids.